Molecule: messenger RNA, 1026 nt
Organism: Lucilia sericata (common green bottle fly)
Lineage: Eukaryota; Metazoa; Arthropoda; Insecta; Diptera; Calliphoridae
Product: microfibril-associated glycoprotein 4-like
Exons: 4
Coding region: 8-976 (322 amino acids)
Source: RefSeq, a predicted model, not a curated record
UGUUCAAAUGAACUACUUUAGUGUGCCGAAAAUGUUUUUUAAAUAUUUAAUUUUCUUAUUAUUCAACAUUUUUAUAUUAUUUUCUAAACGGAAUUGUGAAAACUUUGAUGAGGAUAUGGUACAUCUACACCUAUUUGGACAAAUUGAAAAUAUAAAAAGAUCUUUAGAAAUUGUAAACAGCCGUUUGGAUAUGUUAAGUGACAGGACCACUUUUGAAAAGGAGACAAUAGAAAAGCCUCAGAAAUUGUCCACAUCGAUAUUUGAUAUACGUUUAGAUUCCCUACCCAAAGAUUGUAUCGCAAUUACCCAACCUAGCACUUGUGCCGAAGCCACUAAAUGCACCCGUACUAGUGGCAUCUAUAAUAUAACCGAUUAUCGCUUUAGUAAUAAAACAUUUACCGUUUAUUGUGAUUACGAUAGUUAUGAAGGCGAUUGGUUAUAUAUUUUAACACGCAAUGAUGGUACCGAAAAUUUCAACCGUCCUUGGACAGAUUAUGUUCAAGGGUUUGGUAAUGUAGCGGGAGAAUUUUGGCUCGGCUUGGAUAAACUCUAUGCCCUAACAAACUACUAUGGCCCCCAGGAGCUAAAUGUGCAUAUAGAAAAUUUUGAUGGAACCGCAAAAUUUGCACGUUAUGAUAAUUUCGUUAUAGGAAAUGUCACAGAGAGAUAUAAAUUAAAAUCAUUGGGACGCUAUUCUGGGGCAGCUGGUGAUAGUUUGUCAAGACAGCUAGGUCGUGCUUUUACCACAUACGAUAUUGAUGCUAAACUUUGGCCCACAGAAUGUGCUAAAUAUCGUAAGGGAGGAUAUUGGUAUGCAGAUUGUUCGGAUGCAAAUCCUACUGGUCAGUAUUUGCGUGCAAAUUAUACUAGUGAUUAUAAUGGUUGUUUUUGGACUGCACCUGGUAAACUUUUAUAUUCGGUAAAAACUUUUAUAUUCAUGAUUCGUCGGAAGAAAGACAUAAAAUUGGAACAAUAAAUUUAAGUAAUUAUUAACUUUCAACAAUAAAAACCUUAGGUACUUCAAGA